UUUACUUGCAACGAGGGUCCGGGUAGGAAGAUUGGACCAAUUCCGUUAAAGGUGGUGAGGCUAAUUGCAUGUUGCAAGAAUGGAGAGAUUUUAGCACAGGGCACUGAAGGAAAGUUGUUCCUGUAUGAUCCCAAAACUAAUGGAGUUAAGGACAUUCUCAUUGAUGAAGUUCGGGCGAAUUCAUAUAAAGGUUGUAGCUACACAGAGAGUUUAGUUUCAAUUGAGGGGAUGAAACAAGUAGGACAGAAGGGAUAG
Messenger RNA from Ilex paraguariensis (yerba mate), 255 nucleotides. The record is from the annotation of a GenBank genome assembly. NCBI's taxonomy places the organism in Eukaryota, Viridiplantae, Streptophyta, Magnoliopsida, Aquifoliales, Aquifoliaceae.